Messenger RNA from Tyto alba (common barn owl), 4675 nucleotides. RefSeq names its product potassium voltage-gated channel modifier subfamily S member 1 (gene KCNS1). Gene Ontology annotation, molecular function: protein binding; delayed rectifier potassium channel activity. Gene Ontology annotation, biological process: regulation of delayed rectifier potassium channel activity; protein homooligomerization; potassium ion transmembrane transport. Gene Ontology annotation, cellular component: membrane; voltage-gated potassium channel complex. NCBI's taxonomy places the organism in Eukaryota, Metazoa, Chordata, Aves, Strigiformes, Tytonidae. The record is from RefSeq and is a predicted model, not a curated record. The coding region runs from base 1153 to 2574 and encodes 473 amino acids. The transcript has 3 exons.
UGAGAGGGGAAGCGAGUCACCGGCAUCCCGGCAUGAGCAGGGAGCCGCCAUGCACCCCGGGAUGCUGCUGGCACCUGGGGCACAGGGACUCUCCUCCCCGUCCCUCUGCAGGCGGGUGUAGGAGAGUCCCUCUCCCCGAAGCCCCACGGGGGCUGCACCUCCUCAUCCCCAGGGAACAGGGCAGAGGUGCGGGGGUCCCCUCUGGAGAGCUGUGCACCCGCUGCGUGGGACCCGGGAGCAGAGGCUGGCACAGGGCAGGGCAUCAUCUGCAGCAGGCGCUGGGCUGCCGGCUCACAGUAGGAAGCCGAGCUAUUGGUAAUCACCCCCUCCUGCACCCUGAAGCGAGGGGGGAGUCAUGUCGUGUCCCCCCCGUUAUCUGCAUUCCCAGCCCUGGGCAUUUUGGUGGCCUCUCAGCGUACAGCAGCAGGUUAUGCUCUGCCUGGAGGGAGCAGCCAGGAGUGGGAAUCCCCCUUCCACGCUCCCCCCUGCCCGCCUGGCAAACCGCCCCACCGCCAAAGGAAGCGCUUGGUGCUGAGCAUCUUCAGGCCGAUGAGCGCAGGGACGCUCAGCGAGGGGGUCGGGGCUCUGCAGGGGCACUUUUGGAUGACCAGAAAGCAGGCGUCUCCCCAGCCCUGCCCCAGCUCUUGGCUGAUGGGGACACCAUCCCGCAGGAGCUGGGAGGUCAGCCUGCCCCACUCCCCCCCACCAGGUACCCAGCGGGGCCCCCCCAGCCCUACCCCAGCCCCAUGAGCAUCCCGCACAGGACUUCCCCACCGGUUUGCAGCCACCACCUCUGCGCACCUGGGACGUGCAGGGUCGCAAGCCCGGGGUGACAGGGCGGUUAGGACUGGGCUACAGGCAAAAGAUGAAGGGUUUCCUCCUUCUCUACGCGUUUCUAAUGGCUCCUUUGAGACAAGCCACAGGACUCCCCGCUGGGAAGCCUCACUGAGCUAAGAACAACUGUCCAAAGCUGUUUCUCUCCGCUCCCCUAUCCCUGGUCCUCUCUUUUCAAAAUGCAAACGUGUCUCCUCACUCCCCGGGGUGCUUCUGGCCCCCCUCACCCAGGAGCACCCGGUUUGGGGGGAGCCCUCCGUCCCCUCCAGCCCUGCUGUGUCUCAUCCGCAGGUAGAACCAGCUCCCGCUCUGCUGAUCAUGGUCAACAAGACCUUAAAUUACUGGGGUCCCAGUUUUGAGGAGGACGUUAUCAACAUCAACGUGGGGGGACUGAGAAGGCGGCUCAGCUCCAGCGCCCUCUCCAAAUUCCCCGACACCCGCCUGGGACGCCUGCUCUCCUGUGACUCGGAGGAGUCCAUCCUGCAGCUCUGCGAUGACUACGAUGUAAGUGCCAGGGAGUUCUACUUUGACCGAAACCCUGGCUUCUUCCUCUACGUGCUCCACUUCUACCAGACGGGGAAGCUGCACGUCAUGGAGGAGCUGUGUGUCUUCUCCUUCUGCCAGGAGAUCGAGUACUGGGGAAUCAACGAGUUCUUCCUGGACUCCUGCUGCAGCUACCGCUACCACGAGCGCAAGCUGGAGAGCCGGCACCACAACUGGGACGAGGAGAGCGAGGUCAGCAGCGUGGACACGUCCCCCGAUGAGAUCUCCGACAUCAACCACGACCUGCUGCGCUACAGCACGCUGCGCUGCGGCAGCAUGCGCAAACGCCUCUGGCUCACCAUGGAGAACCCCGGCUACUCCAUCCCCAGCAAACUCUUCAGCUUCGUGUCCAUCAGCGUGGUGCUGGUUUCCAUAGCCACCAUGUGCAUCCACAGCAUGCCCGAGUACCAGGAGGUGGAUGAGAAUGGCAACGUGCUUGAUGAACCCGUCCUGCACAAGCUGGAGUAUUUCUGCAUCUCCUGGUUCACCUUCGAAGUCUCUUCCCGCCUCCUGCUCUCCCCCAACCCCAGGAAGUUCUUCAAGCACCCGCUGAACCUGAUUGACAUUGUCUCGGUGUUGCCUUUCUACUUCACCCUCUUGGUGGACGUGACCAUGGGCAGUGACUCGGAGCUGGGCAACCUGGGCAAGGUCGUGCAGGUGUUUCGGCUCAUGAGGAUAUUCCGGGUGCUGAAGCUGGCUCGGCACUCCACCGGACUGAGGUCGCUGGGGGCCACCUUGAAGCACAGCUACCGGGAGGUGGGGAUCCUGCUGCUCUACCUGGCCGUGGGGGUCUCCGUCUUCUCUGGUGUGGCCUACACUGCCGAGAAGGAGGAAGAUGUUGGCUUUGACACCAUCCCGGCAUGCUGGUGGUGGGGCACGGUCAGCAUGACCACCGUGGGCUACGGUGACGUGGUGCCCGUCACUGUGGCGGGCAAGCUGGCCGCCUCGGGCUGCAUCCUGGGGGGCAUCCUGGUUGUGGCACUGCCCAUCACCAUCAUCUUCAACAAGUUCUCUCACUUCUAUCGCAAGCAGAAGGCACUGGAGGCGGCCGUGAGGAACAGCGGGAAGAAAGACCCCGAGGAUGUGGAGAGCACCUCCAGCCACGACGGAGACUCGGAGGCUCUGAGCGAGACCUCCCUGGACAGGGGCAGCCCCGACCGCCGUGGUCUGACCCCCGGUGCCCGCCCCACACCCUGACCCCUCCGUGCCGCGGCACCGGGGUGCGCACGGGACCCGCUUGCUCACAGCGAGCACGGCACGGCUGUGGCACCGGGACACGGCGGAGGAGCCAGGCUCUCCCCAUCUCGCAUCGCGCCUGGCAUCGCCCCUGCCCUGCAGAGGACAGGAGGGGUCGGAGGAGAUGCCCAAGCGGGUGCCGGCUGCUUCCAGCCCCCCAGUCUGCCUGGACGUGUCUCAACCUUCACCCAGCGACAGCCCUGCUCUCCCACGGCUGUGGCGCUGGAUGUAACCCUGCCAGAAAGGGAGUGAGAAAAAAAGAAAUACAGGUGACCCCUGAUCAGGCACUUCUCUGGCUGAGUGAAGGGGCAUUUCCUUCAGCCCUGAGGUUUUGUGUUGUCCAGGGUGAGGUUAAAUAGCUCGAGGGUGAAGCAGCCCUGGACCAGGCUGGCUGCCCUUGCAGGUCCUGUGCCAGGUCAGCAUCAACUCCAGUCCCAACCUCAUCCUACCCCCAGAUGGAAACAGCCUCAAAAGGCUCAGCUGCCCCAAUGGCCAUGGGGGAAAGGGGGUUGGAAAUUAGUCUGUAUGGGAGGAGUGGUGGUGUCCAGCUCGGGGCGAGCCCCACUGUCCCCAGUCCCUGCAGUGGGAUCGACUGGACCUCACCUUCCUUCCAUUGCAAUUGGGGUUUAACUGCUCUCCUGUGCUGCCACCGCUGGGACCUCCCAGGGAACUGGGUCUGGGGCUGUGCCGGGAGCGUGACACAGCUAGGAGCACUGUCCAUGAUGGGGGGACACCAGCCAGGGAUGAUCAGGCAAAAGGGACACUGUCCUCUGAGGCAGGAGCAGCCAGAGGGGAUCAAGCUGGGGGGAACAGAGGGGCCACCCCCAGUGGGUCUCUCCCCCCCAAGCCCUUCACUCCACGGGGCUCCCAUGCUGCAGGACAUUUGUUUCAGAGGAGCGGCUGCUCUCUGCGGCUGCUGGCACCCAGCCCCUGAGGCAGAGAGGAGGCAGAGUCCCUGCAAAGGGCUGUCAGGGAGCAGAUGUGGGAGGAUGCUCCUGGGCACAGAGAAGCUGCCUCUGCCGUUGCCGUAUGCUUGUGAUCUCCACUGCAGGAAGAGCUGCCAGGGAGCCCGGGGGCUGUGGGAGAUGAUGGGGUUGGGACACGACCAAAGCCAGCUGAGUUCAGCAUGUGCUCUGGUCCCCCUCACCACAACCCCCAGCCUGGCUUCCUUCUGCUGCCUCGUCCCUCCCUGCCUUGGGGCUGGGCAGGGGCAGGAGCGCAGUAAGGAGGGGGGUCACACUGCCCCGGGCAUCCCCUCUGUCCCGACAGGAGCACCCCGAGUGCCAAGGCACUCACCUUCCCUCUGCAGGGAGGGAGCACCCCCAUGUCCGUGGGGUAGCUGGGGCGGGGGGGGGGACCUUGCACUGUCCCUUGUCACCACCACCUCUGAGCACCUAGCAGCUGGGCAGCCCGGACUGCCAGGUCCCCUUCCCGCCCGGACCCCCACCCGGCUGAGCAGGUUCAGGGCUGCUCCCAGCGCAGCAUUCAUUCCCUACGGAGUUUUUCCUUGAUCCCCAGUUCUCUGUUUGGAAGUCAUACAGCUCCUUUGUGGACAGAGGAAUACACCCAGCAGUGCCUGUUCCGAGCAGGAGAAAUGUGCAGCCUGCAAUCACCUAAUCAGCCCCAAAAUAUGUUGAUGGCUGCAGGAUGGCCCCAGGCACCUGGAUCGUGGUGUUUUGCCACUGGCUGUCCAGUUGCCAGGGCUGGCUCUGCCUGUAGCGAUCUGCUGGCCAUGGGGAAGAAAAGACAAACCUUCAGCCUCCCUGAACCCCACUGGGACCCGGGGGGAUCCCCAGGGAGCAGUGGUGUGGGAUGGGAGGGUGCUCAUGCUCCUGGCAUCAUCGAGUCUUCCAGUACUGAUGGUUUGUGGUCCACUCUGCUCUCAUUCUUACUGCGAGCAGGGACUGGUGAGCUCCAUCGUCUGCUCCGACCAGCUCCACUGCACUUUUACUUGAAUAAAGGAAGGAGUUUCCCCUUCUGUCCAUAAAUAUUCCAGUAGCAAAAUGUAUUAAAAUGUGAAGACUAAAUUACAUGUAUUAAUUAAAAAGCAUUAUGCAAAUAA